UUAUUCAUGUCAUUCCAGCAACAACGUUGUUGUGUCCAUUUCAGAUCGGGAUGUCAGCGCCAUGUCGUUUGCACAUUUCCGUGAAUGUAUUCUUAAAAAGUCUAAAUAUAGGCAAGUUAGCUAAGCUAGAAGUGCGAGUCCAUAAAAAGACUGAGGCAGUUGAGCUCGAGCUGCUUCCCCAGUCACUGACUGACUGACUGUGACUGUGACAGUCAAUGCGAAAUAUCUGUAAAAAAAAACUUAAUCAACGGGAGCUCCUGAGUGCUGUGCCAAAUGUAUUCGUUUCCUGUUGUUUAUGUAACUUGAAAGCCAAUGUGGAGAUCGUGAAGACGGCUAAAAUGGACCGUUAUCUGUGUCGGUAAUAACUGUUAUUACAGACUUAUUUUGGUUUUGCUGUACACAUCAACAGAAGACCACAGGAAGGUGAACCUGGCACAGCCAAACUGAGCCUAUCACUCAUCCAUCGAUGUGACGCAGCUUACUGUCCAGACCUGUUGGAAUUGUUAAAUUAAUCUGCAACAACGCCGUCAAGAUUCACUUACGCACAGAACUAUCCCACUACAAACCAAGCCGUGAAUGUUACUAUUCAACAUAAUUGUGCUUCUGCUCCUCAGCCCAAUUCGGUUUCUACCAGCCACUCUCUGAUUCUCAAGGAGCUGCGCAUUUAAACAUUGCACUGCUACAAAAAGCUCUCGUGCUCUUUCAGUCUUAACAGGCACCUGUAGCACCUUUAUAGUGUUUGUGGCUGUUGGGUAAAAAGCUGCAGAACCAUGUGUGCCCAUUGGCUGUUUAUAAUUGGCAUAGUCCACAGGAUGGGUGGACAGUAGGGGGUCGGCGAGACAGUGGACUCAUGUCAUGGAAGGGAUUAUUGCAGUCGCAGUACAUACAGAGGGCUUGAAUGGUUUUCCGCAAGGAUGUAAACAGACAGAAGACCUCACCAAUGGACACUCCAAAGGCACAACGAUUCUGAAUGGAUUGACUCCAGGUAUUGGCAUUAAAGGGAAUGGCAACUUGAAUGGCAGCCCAUAUCUUAAAACAGUCCCGAUUUCAGCGCUCAAACAGAAUGGACUCCUACAGUCACUGGCAGCAGGUGGCCAUCACACAAAAACUGAAGAGGUGAGCUCGGAGGUGGAGCGAGCACAAGAGGAGUGGGAUGCCCUGGAGAGCAUCCAACCAGUUCUCACCGAAGAUCUCACCCCCUCUCCACUGAUCUCAUUCAAUGAGGCCCUGCAGCAUUUUCAGACCACUGAUCUUGGAGACCUGCUUAAAAAUAUUCAGCCCACCAUUCGCAGGACUGGUUUGGCUGCAAUCACCCACUUCCUGUUCGGUCCUCCUCGGCUACACAAAGACCUAGUAGAGGAGAGAGACCUAGUGUUUGCUAUCGCACAGUGUUCUCUGGAUAAUGGACAGUCAGUUCACAUGCGUGUACUCCAGACCAUCUACAGGAAACUGACUGGCACCCGAGCAGACUGCCCUCGAUAUGGACCACACUGGGAGAAUGUGGGCUUUCAAGGUACAGACCCCAGCACAGAUCUAAGGGGAACUGGUUUUCUGGGUCUGAUGCACGCUCUCUACUUUGUCAUGGACCCAGAGAUACUACCACUUGCUAGAGACAUCUACAAACUUUCUCAGCAUCCAGUGCAGAAUUUUCCAUUCUGUGUGAUGUCAAUCAACAUGACAAGAAUUGCCCUGCAUGCUCUCCGGGAGGAGGUACUGUCUAAGGAGUGUAAUCGAAGGCAACAGGUCGUGGCUGUGCUAAAUGAUUUUUAUGUUGCGACGUUCCUGCACCUCUACCAGCUGUGGAAGAGCCAGCAGAACACCAUCUCUGACUCUGGCCAUGUACUUAAAGAAGUGGAGCUUGUUGCCAAGAAGAACCCCAAACAGAUUCUCAAACGUCUCGAGGGCUACCUUAAGGAGAGACGGGCUGGGACGGGACACCGAUCAUCACCUGACACACUGUCACACAGCAACCCAUCACCUGGUGACAGUGGGUCUCAAGCGGGGAGUCAGGGAGGGAAGGACCUGAACUUUACUGGUGUGUGUGAGCUGCCACCUGAGAUGGAGGGAGAGGCCAGACUCAUCUGACAGAGAUGAGAGCGAUACGACAAUUAAUGAAACGUGUGCGUUCAUGCUUUAUCUCUGUGUUUCUUCAUUUCUUUUGUCCUUUCAGGGGGCAGUUCACCCCGAAAUGAAAAUCCUGUCAUCGUUUACUCCUGUAAAGUCACCUGUAUGAUUCCGUUUGAAACCAAACAUAAGUAUGAUGACAAGGUUUUGUUUUUGGGCAAAGUACGCACACUUUGAGACGAGUCUAUGUUGUACUGUAUAAGCUUAAAAUCAUCAAACCGUGCUGUUUAUUUUUCGAGCACGUAUCGGCUUUGUAAUGCUUUAGAGACCAAUAGAUUUAGUUUCCAAAUAUCAGAAGAUUCUCUCAGAUAUUAAGCUAGAUUUAGCUCCUCAGUGGCAGCGGAUUGUCUUGAACCAAUCAGGAAGCAGGUGACUUUAUUCACGGUCACACAGUGGUCCUUGACCAUGUAUACCCAUGACUGUGGUAUUGAAAAAUACUUUUAUUUAUGAUGGUGCGACUGUGCCAGCCAUUUAUUCGAUGCGAUUGAGACAAGUUCAGCCUGAAGCCUUGCGUAUCUCUAGAUAGUUUGAACGCGUUCACUGUGACCAGGAAGUUGACAGAUUUUGUUGAUAUUGGCUCUCCACCCUGCACUGUUGAAAAAUGGAAUGACGUACAGUAUAAAAACUUUGGAUGGAGACCGCGUCAAUAGGCCAAAGCUUUUUUCUCUUGUCCCUUUAGGGAGAUAAAUGUCACAGUAAGUUUUCGAGAUGCUCUGUUUCUGUUGGCAGGAAGAGCCUUAAAUUCAAGUCAGGGCAUUAUGACGUUGGGAAAGCGCAUGCUAGUGUAAGAAACUGAUUAGAUGUUCGUAGAAACAUUUAGCGGUUCAGCGUUCAACGUCGAACUCCCGCAGACUGAUCACUAUGAAUGGCGUCUUCAUUAAUAGCUAAUCUUAUGUUGUAAUAAUGUUUAAACUUAGAAUUUACGGCAACAAUCACAGUGAAAAAGUGAUAUUUGGAAGUGUUGUAAUGCUUGUCUGCAUGAAGCAAAAGCCUACAUGUUUCCUUGAUAUUGAUAGUAGUUACAUUCCACUUUUAAGCAGUUGUGAUGCGGCUAGAUUUGUGUGGAUGUGUAGUGGACGAGAGUAAGGAUGCUCAGGAUUGUACAAAAAUAAUCUUUAAUGGUCCCCAAAAUGGUAUGGGAUGCUUGAUUUUAGGGCUGUCUAACGAUUCAUUGCGAUGAAUCGCAUUCAUAAUAAAAGUUGUUUAUUAAUGUGCAUAUUAUUGCAAAUUGUGCAUAUUAAUGUUGUUUUAUAAACACAUGCAUAUAUUUUAGAAAAAUAUAUAUAAAUGUUUAUAUAUAAUUCCAUUAAUUGUUGGUAAAUAUAAAAUCUAAAUAUAUUUACA
Messenger RNA from Triplophysa dalaica, 3468 nucleotides. It is a transcript of the gene elmod3, whose product is annotated as ELMO/CED-12 domain containing 3. NCBI's taxonomy places the organism in Eukaryota, Metazoa, Chordata, Actinopteri, Cypriniformes, Nemacheilidae. The transcript is spliced from 14 exons. The coding region runs from base 856 to 2085 and encodes 409 amino acids. The record is from RefSeq and is a predicted model, not a curated record.